Eruca vesicaria subsp. sativa (arugula) is the source of this 1744-nucleotide messenger RNA. Lineage: Eukaryota; Viridiplantae; Streptophyta; Magnoliopsida; Brassicales; Brassicaceae. The record is from the annotation of a GenBank genome assembly.
GUCACCGACACAAGUAAACUCGAAUCAAGCGUUAAAACCCCUAGUGGCUGUUGUUGGUGCGUACUUACAAUAUCAUUACGUUUAUGCUUAAUUACCGCGUCUCAUCUUUGCCAGGCUGGCUCUCUAGACAAUAUCUGCCCCCAUAAUUAUUGUAAAUAGCCCCAAAAAUACUAAUAUCAGAAAACUUUAUACAUCAAUAAAAAUAUCUUAUAACACAAGUGACGACAAAUCAACAAUUAACACUUACCAUUAACGAAUUCUCCCUGCAAAUGUCGAAACUACCCCCAAAUCCGCCAUUAACAAAUCUAACAAAAGCCACAAAAAGCCGCUUCUCUCUUUCACACUCUUGUCUCCACUCAGACACUCACUUCAAACUUUCAAAAAAAUGUCGGUACUGUGUUUGCGUUUAUGUCUCUUUCUGCUAUUACCAAUCGCGAUUAGCAGCGUCUCCACCACCGACCUCCCUUCCUUUCGAGAAGCCCCGGCGUUUCGAAACGGCAGAGAAUGCUCCAAAACGACAUGGUCACCGGACGACCGCACACACAACCCUUCCAUCAUCCACAUCGCGAUGACACUCGACGCCAUCUACCUCCGCGGCUCAGUGGCCGGAGUCUUCUCCGUUCUCCAACACGCCUCCUGCCCCGAAAACGUCGUCUUCCACUUCAUCGCAACGCACCGCCGCAGCGCCGAUCUCCGCCGCAUAAUCUCCUCAACUUUCCCUUACCUAACCUUCCAAAUUUACCACUUCGACCCUAACCUCGUCCUCAGCAAGAUCUCCUCCUCCAUCCGCCGCGCGCUGGACCAGCCUCUGAACUACGCCCGGAUCUACCUCGCCGACCUCCUCCCCGCCGCCGUGCGCCGCGUGAUCUACCUCGACUCGGACCUCGUCGUGGUCGACGACGCGGCGAAGCUAUGGAGGAUCGAUCUCGGCCGCCACGUCGUCGGAGCGCCGGAGUAUUGUCACGCGAACUUCACGAACUACUUCACCUCGAGGUUCUGGUCGAGUCAGGGUUACAGGGCGGCGCUGAAGGGGAGGAAGGCGUGUUACUUCAACACGGGAGUGAUGGUGAUCGAUCUUGGGAGGUGGAGAGAAGGGAGGUUCACGGUGAAGCUCGAGACGUGGAUGAGGAUACAGAAACGGCACCGUAUCUAUGAGCUGGGGUCUUUGCCGCCGUUUUUGCUUGUGUUCGCGGGAGAUGUUGAGCCGGUGGAGCAUAGGUGGAACCAGCAUGGGUUAGGAGGGGAUAACUUGGAAGGGCUUUGUCGUAAUUUGCAUCCAGGGCCGGUGAGUUUGUUGCAUUGGAGCGGGAAAGGGAAGCCGUGGCUGAGGAUUGACUCCAGAAGGCCUUGUCCGUUGGAUUCGCUUUGGGCUCCGUAUGAUUUGUUUCGUUAUUCACCGUUGAUAUCUGAUAGCUGAUUAAUUAAUUAGUUUAUCAUUGGACGGUGGAGAGAGUUGUGUAACAUAAAACGUUUUGGAAGCUAAAUUCAUUUGGGCCAGUGAUAGGCUUUUGAAACAUUGGGCUUUUAGAUUUAAAGUUAGCAAAGGAAGGCUUAAGAGUUUGGGCCAAGAAGCCCACGCCUUUUGUGCCAGGAUAUUCCACAAGUCUACAAAUUCUUUAGUUGCAAAUGUCUUGGGUAGUGCUAUAUAUUAAUCUUUGAAGUAUCAAGAUUUUGAAGACUUUUGAUGCAUAUUUAAAGUUUAAGCUGUCCUUGUUUGGCUGAUUAUUAUACACGGAAGGUACCG